Aspergillus vadensis CBS 113365 is the source of this 150-nucleotide messenger RNA. RefSeq lists its product as uncharacterized. Lineage: Eukaryota; Fungi; Ascomycota; Eurotiomycetes; Eurotiales; Aspergillaceae. The transcript is spliced from 4 exons. The coding region runs from base 1 to 150 and encodes 49 amino acids. The record is from RefSeq and is a predicted model, not a curated record.
AUGUUCGCUCCAGGCCAGGAACAGCUCUCCAAGGAGGAGAUCAGAGCCGGUGAGGUCCAGGCUAACCAGACCAUCCGCAUGGCUGUCUCCGGUGGUAUCCUGCUUUACCUUUCUCCCUUCGCCAUCGACUUCGUCAAGAAGUUCCUGUAA